CCGAAUACAAUCAUGUACUUAUUCCACUUCACACUCUUGGCGCUCGUCGCUCUCAGUUACACCGCCCAGUUGCCAUCUAGAAGCUAUCUUCCUUCACAAGGUCAAAGUCAAGGCAACUUCCAAAGUCAGGGCAGCUUCGGCAACUUCCAGAGUUCCAGCUCCGGGAAUACUGGGAACACACGCCCGCAGCAGGAGGCAGAGAAACAUGCUGAAGUUUUGAAGCAGGACACUGAAGUUGGUGAAUCUGGUUUCCACUACAGCUUCGAAACCACAAACGGCAUCAGAGCUGAAGAGUCCAACAACGCUGGCAACUCCCAAGGCGGGUUCUCGUACAAAGGGGAUGAUGGUAUCACUUACACCAUCACGUACACAGCAGGAGAGGGGGGCUAUAAGGCUCAAGGGGCCCAUUUGCCUGUAGCUCCUCCUACACCGGAGGCUAUACUACUAGCCCUUCAACAGAAUGCCAAGGAUGAGGCUGCUGGCAUUUUUGACGAUGGAAAAUAUGACGCAGCGAAGCACGGCGGUGGAAUGAGCUCCAGCUCAUCAGGAUCAGGGUUCAGCUCCUCGUCCUUCCAGUCAUCAUCAUCAUCAUCAUCAAGCUUCGGAUCGACUAGUCAUCAGACCAGCUUCAACCCUAACACUGGAUACAGAUAUUAAUCUACUCAAUGA
Messenger RNA from Leguminivora glycinivorella, 669 nucleotides. It is a transcript of the gene CPR16, whose product is annotated as pupal cuticle protein 27-like. Gene Ontology annotation, molecular function: structural constituent of chitin-based larval cuticle. Gene Ontology annotation, cellular component: chitin-based extracellular matrix. The record is from RefSeq and is a predicted model, not a curated record. The transcript has 4 exons. The coding region runs from base 13 to 657 and encodes 214 amino acids. Lineage: Eukaryota; Metazoa; Arthropoda; Insecta; Lepidoptera; Tortricidae.